CAACAACUCGUCCAGGAUCUUGCCAGUCACUGCCAAUUGUUGGAUGUAUGUCAUCUGUACCCAAGCUCGGAGGGGAACAGAAGCUGCAAUGCAAGCCCCUCUUCUCUCUUUCUCUCUCUGUUUUUUUCCCCCUCCUCCGGUCUUCCCCUCCUGAUGCCUUUCGCUCACCGCUUACCACCGGUCCUGCCAAUCCUACUGUUGAGAUGAUGAUCCUGACCCUGAUCCUGAUCCUGACGAUGAAGGAUGUCGUGUCUGAUUGCUUACUUCCCGACUGGACUGCGCACCACUAACAUCGCACCUGCAGGGUCCCUCUCUAUGCUGAAGCGGAGAAGUCUAACCCCCCAACAAUCCUCCCAGCUCACCGAUGCUGAUAGCCUAUCUGACCUACCUAAUCCGAGUGAGCUACUGCCAGCUCCUAGUCGGCUUUAGCUGUCUCACCAUCUUCCCGACCGGCCAAUAAAUCCCGACAG
Aspergillus campestris IBT 28561 is the source of this 470-nucleotide messenger RNA. RefSeq lists its product as uncharacterized. The record is from RefSeq and is a predicted model, not a curated record. NCBI's taxonomy places the organism in Eukaryota, Fungi, Ascomycota, Eurotiomycetes, Eurotiales, Aspergillaceae. The transcript has a single exon. The coding region runs from base 48 to 290 and encodes 80 amino acids.